This is a messenger RNA of Rattus rattus (black rat), 795 nucleotides long. RefSeq names its product apolipoprotein B mRNA editing enzyme catalytic subunit 1 (gene Apobec1). The record is from RefSeq and is a predicted model, not a curated record. Gene Ontology annotation, molecular function: RNA binding; cytidine deaminase activity; zinc ion binding. NCBI's taxonomy places the organism in Eukaryota, Metazoa, Chordata, Mammalia, Rodentia, Muridae. Gene Ontology annotation, cellular component: nucleus; cytoplasm. Gene Ontology annotation, biological process: cytidine to uridine editing.
UUAUUUGACAAAAUCAUGUCUUGGUUUACAGGCCCUGUAGCUGUUGAUCCCACUCUGAGGAGAAGAAUUGAGCCCUACGAGUUUGAAGUCUUCUUUGCCCCCCGGGAACUUCGGAAAGAGACCUGUCUGCUGUAUGAGAUCAACUGGGGAGGAAGGCACAGCAUCUGGCGACACACGAGCCAAAACACCAACAAACACGUUGAAGUCAAUUUCAUAGAAAAAUUUACUACAGAAAGAUACUUUUAUCCAAACGCCAGAUGCUCCAUUACCUGGUUCCUGUCCUGGAGUCCCUGUGGGGAGUGCUCCAGGGCCAUUACAGAAUUUUUGAGCCGAUACCCCCAUGUAACUCUGUUUAUUUAUAUAGCACGGCUUUAUCACCACGCAGAUCCUCGAAAUCGGCAAGGACUCAGGGACCUUAUUAGCAGCGGUGUUACUAUCCAGAUCAUGACGGAGCAAGAGUCUGGCUACUGCUGGAGGAAUUUUGUCAACUACUCCCCUUCGAAUGAAGCUCAUUGGCCAAGGUACCCCCAUCUGUGGGUGAGGCUGUAUGUACUGGAACUCUACUGCAUCAUUUUAGGACUCCCACCCUGCUUAAAUAUUUCAAGAAGAAAACAACCUCAACUCACGCUUUUCACCAUUGCUCUUCAAAGCUGCCAUUACCAAAGGCUACCACCCCACAUCCUGUGGGCCACAGGGUUGAAAUGACUUCUGGGAGUUGGGGAUGGAUUAAAUGACUCCUUGUAUGUCUUGACAGCAAGCAUUGAUUACCCACUAAAGAGCGACUGCCACAAGGAA